AUGGCGGACACCCCAGAACAAGCGCCCGAGCGCGGGAUCGACCAGUCUGAUGUCCUCGAAAAGUACAAGGCCGCCGGCGCCAUAGCGGAUCAGGCCAUGGAUGUUUUGGGAAAGGCCGCCUAUGCUGGGAUGGCCGUACGCACAAUGUGUCAAUUGGGAGACGCGGUGAUUACCAAGACAGCGGCUGGCGUGUACUCCAAGGCGCGGACUGACACCGGAGAAAAGCUUGAGAAGGGAGUGUCGUUCCCGACGUGUGUCUGUAUCAACAAUUGUGCGUCUCAUUUUUGUCCGAUUGAGACUGACCCGGAAGCCGAUACGGUUCUCUCGGGGGGCGACAUCAUCACGGUUCAGCUCGGGGCUCACAUUGAUGGAUAUUCCGCAAUGGCGAGCCAGACGCUGGUCGUGAAGGAAUCCAAGGAGGCACAAGAGCCUCCCGUGGCAACAGGUCGAAAGGCCGACGUUAUCACGGCUGCGUACACUGCUGCUGAGGCGGUGCUGAGACUGAUGCGGCCGGGGAAGAGUAACGAGGAAGUAAGUGAGAUGAUUGGGAGAAUUGCGAAGAUGUACGGGGUGGAACCGCUGGAGGGGACGCUCAGCCACCAGAUGAAGCGGUACGUGAUCGAUGGAUCUAAGGUGAUCAUGAACAAACAGACGCUCGAAGCUCGCGCGGACAAGUGGGAAUUUGAAGCGUAUGAGGUGUAUAACUUGGACAUUGUGAUGUCGACGGGCGAGGGCAAAGCGAUCGAAAGAAACACGCGCGAAACUGUUUAUAAACGACAGGUGGAUGUGGAUUACAAGUUGAAGCUGAAGACGUCGCGGCAAGUAUUCUCGGAAAUCAAUAAGGCUUACCCCGCGUUGCCGUUCACAUUGAGGGCGCUUAGCGACCCGAAGCGUAGCCGGAUGGCGAUGACGGAAAUGGUGAAGCAUAUGUUGGUAGUUCCGUACCCUGUUUUAUACGAAAAGGAUGAUGCAAUCGUGGCGAGAUGUUCAGUGACUGUGCUGGUAACGCCCAACCAAACGAGUGUGGUGAAUAAGAAGAGUAUGCCAGCUGUGGAUUGCAAGAUCAGUAUUGAAGAUGAGGAGGUGAAGGCUCUCCUGGCGACGUCCAUGGACAAGAAGAAGAAAAAGAAGAAAAAGAAGAAGGCGACGAUGGAGGUAGAUGGGGAGGCGAUGGAAAGUUGAAAAAAGUAAAAAUGUAAGGUUGUUGAGUAUUAUUUGGCGUUA
Messenger RNA from Chondrus crispus (carragheen), 1224 nucleotides. RefSeq lists its product as hypothetical. Bases 1 to 1182 code for a protein of 393 amino acids. The transcript has 2 exons. The record is from RefSeq and is a predicted model, not a curated record. Lineage: Eukaryota; Rhodophyta; Florideophyceae; Gigartinales; Gigartinaceae.